This is a messenger RNA of Clarias gariepinus (North African catfish), 704 nucleotides long. It is a transcript of the gene pierce2, whose product is annotated as piercer of microtubule wall 2 protein. The coding region runs from base 82 to 387 and encodes 101 amino acids. The transcript has a single exon. The record is from RefSeq and is a predicted model, not a curated record. NCBI's taxonomy places the organism in Eukaryota, Metazoa, Chordata, Actinopteri, Siluriformes, Clariidae. Gene Ontology annotation, cellular component: axonemal microtubule. Gene Ontology annotation, biological process: axoneme assembly.
CUUUUCAUAUUUUUCUUUCUUUCUCAUUUUUCAUUUAUUUUUAGGAUCGAACAGCACUUGGAUUUGAUUAUCCAGGAUACAAUGUCUCGAACCGGGGAACAUCAGUGUGCACCAUGUGCGAACCUUGGGAACCCUGUGUUCUCCUGCACGAUGAAACUCUCGUCGUCCUCUGGGCCCAAACUUCAGAGUCUUCUGUACAGGACCACGUCCGGCCAAUACGGGUCUCGUCCCCCGACCUUCGAGUCGUCCCCGUGUGUGUAUUACCCGCAGUCUCAGGCUUUCUCCGAGCACCUGGCUCUGUGCGGGAUGCCCCGGGACACCGCGUUCAACACCAGCCUUGACCGCAGCCGGGUGUGUGACUGCCUCAAUUUACACAACACCAUCUGACAUAGCAUAAAUCCUGCUCUGUAUGUGUGUGUGUGUGUGAAUGGAUGAUGAUGAUGACUCUGAUAUUCAGGAUCGGUUCUGCCCUUAGAUACUUUUCAGUGUCAGACUUGUUGUAAUCGCAGUGUAUUAAACUUUUCAUCAGCGGUUCCAGAACAAGUAGGUACAAGUUGGGUAGUAGGUACAAGUUGAAGUCACACUUCAAAUGUUUUACUCAGAUAGAAGUGUUAAGUAAAAUGUACAACGAAAAAAUACAAGUACUUUACAAGAAACAUAUUUUUCUGGAUAUCUGACUGAGUCACUGUAUUUUUAUAGUAUUU